AGGACAACUCUACGGUCAACGAUGAAGGCGCUAGUAAACCAUCGAAGUGCUGCGCGCGUCUUCGAAUUCGAGUCUGUCCUGGACCUUGUUCAAAAGGUUCGAGCGUUCUUCGGUCUGCAGGGUGGCGAGUGGGAUCUGGAGAUCUAUGAUGACGACUGGUCCUCGUGGGUCCUGCUGAAUGAGGAAGAUGCGAUAACUGGUGUUCGGCCUCGCAUCAGGACCGUCAUGCGUGGCGAUCUGGUUGUUCUUGAAAGCACUGGGACGACAUCCACUUCGUCAGUGGUGGUUUCGCAGCUGGAUGCACCGGAGCCUCCAACGUCGCCCGAACUCCGUCGAUCAGGGGAAGACGCAGAGAUCCGGCCGAAGUCGGGAAGCGACGCUCUGGCCGAAUCUCAACAAACCGCAGGAGUGUCUCGGAUGGAUACUAUGGAAGUCCUGGAUGCCAUGGAAGUGAUCCGGUUUGACGACAGCCAGCUGAGACCUGGACUCCUCGAAAAGCUUCGAAGCAAAAAGCCCGGCUCACCUCUGACCAGGACGGAGUGGAGCGAAGUGACGACAGUCAUCGUGACGUUCGAGAAAGCUUGUAACAGCGUCCUGAACCUUACUCAUGCUCGGUACAUGGAGCUGGCUGACCGCGCCCUUGUUCAAUGGCCGGCGCUGCACUUUGGGUGCAGCCCGAAACAGGCACUGUCGCAGGUCAAAGCAAAAAUACAAUGGCGCGUAAGGAAUGAGAAGCGACGAGACGACGGAAGUGAUGCCGAACUCCAAGCGUCAUCAAAGAGGUUGUCACGCGGAAAAACAUUCAAGGGAUCGCGAUAUGAAGGAUUCGAAGGCUACAAGGAGUACCUUCCGCCUAUGCCGGAGGAAGACGUUCAGCAUCUGAGAAACCGCCUCUUGAAGCAUCUACACGAGGCUAACCUGACGAGCGAAGGCAAAGCUGAGCGAGAGGCCCUGAUCAACUCGACGUUCGCAGACAGGCGCAGGCAUGUGGUGACGCUCCGCACCAGCAUGCGCAAGCUUUUGGAGCUGUAUCCAAUCUUGCGGAACCCAGACGAAAUCUGGCGUGAGCUGGCCAAACUGGAGGGGGAGACGGAGUCGUCUAAGCUUGGUGACUACAGGCGCCGCCUGAGCGACUUUCUCACCGCCAUCCAACUGAUCACAGAAUGUCAAGACACCGACUGCGUGGAGUCUCUCCUCUACUACCUAGACGCGAACCCCGAGGACAUCUUUGAGGGAUCAGGAAGCGCGCCGCACUACCAGGUCAACGACGACGGGUCCAUCGGCCUUUUCGUCGAGGGGGUUUGCUUGACAAGGUCGGUGGACCGGAGCAGCAAGGCUGAUCUCCUGCUUCUGUGGGCAGCGAUUUUCCCAGUGUUCAACCAGAAGUGCCCCGUGUCUAAGGCUAAGAACGCUCUGAUAUUUAUCACGGUGAACAUCUUUGAAAAGGGGGGCAACCAAACUCUUUCCAACCGUGUCCUGGGACGAGUCCAGCGUCUCAAGCAGCUCUGUGCGUAGCUCUGUGAGUAGCUUAGAACGGAACCUGAGAACGGAACGCCUUUGCCGCUCGGCUGUUAACACUUUCAAACCGUGUGACACGUCCAGCGUCUCGAGCAGCUCUGUGAGUAGCUGAGCACAGAACUUGAUAACGGAAUGUCUUUUCCGCUCGCGGCAGUUAACCCUUCGAACCGCGCGCCCUGGGACAUGUCCAGAGUCUCAAGCAUCUCUGACUGCGUAGCUCUGUGCCUAUAGCUUAGAACGUAACUUUAGAACGGAGCGCCUUUGCCGCUCGGCAGUUUCCUACAGAAGAUUACUUUUUUAGGUUCAUUUUUAGUACAAUAAGAGAAAUAUUACUGUUUGCAGUUGUAAGCUUGCUGAAAGGAGCUUGAAUGCAGUUUUGAAUAAACAUGUUUGAUGAGUUUAA
Messenger RNA from Amphibalanus amphitrite, 1921 nucleotides. RefSeq lists its product as uncharacterized. The record is from RefSeq and is a predicted model, not a curated record. The coding region runs from base 22 to 1515 and encodes 497 amino acids. Lineage: Eukaryota; Metazoa; Arthropoda; Thecostraca; Balanomorpha; Balanidae. The transcript has 10 exons.